AUGGCAUGGCCUUAUCGCUUCAUCCUGUCCCUUUCGGAUGAGGAGCUUGAACGCCGACGCAAUAUCCUUGACAGCCGUGGUCAUUAUGCUCAAAUCUCCGGGUUCAUUCUUCUCGGUGCAUUCUUUCUAUAUGGCCUGGGGCGAGGGAAUCGCUUUGAGCAAAAUAGGGGAAAAUCGUGGUGGGAUGCACCUGCUAUUCGAGGUGGCAGCGAGACUCGCAAGCAAUAUGCCGUGACCCUAUCGUGGCUGUCAUGGCUUGUGAGUCUCAGUAUAUGGAGGACAGGUGACGAUUACAUUCACUUGACAAAGGCUUUAGGUCAUGUUGGCCUAUCUCAACUACCCUUCUUGGUGUUACUGGCCCCUACCUCUUUCAUCUUUACAUCCAACUCGACUCUACCAUCAAUAAUCUCUUACUUAACCUCGAUUCCGCAGCCAGUGUUGACAGCUUAUCACCGUCUCUUUGGUCGAUUCGUCAUUGUGCCUCUUGUCUGUAGCCAUGCAGCUCUUUUUCUCUUGUUCUAUGUCCAGGUGCCACAUCCCGUAUUCGGCACGGUCUUUGCCAAACGCAUUCGGGAUCCAGACGUUCAAUUCGGCUUAGCAGGUACAUUUUUCGGUAUCCUGAUUCUGGUACUCGGUCGUGCGAAUGUCUGGAAAUUACGAGAUUUGAUCAGCGUCUCAAGGCCGGAAUCGCGACGGCAGUUGUUCUAUGUCGUGCAUUUUGUGCUUGUUGCGAUUUUCUUUAGCUUGGCUUAUUCUCAUGUGCGAUAUGCGCGGCCGUUUGUCGUGGAGGCUAUUGGGGCAUCGGUGGUCAAUUUGGCGUGUUGCAAGCUGCUGGCUUCGCGAUAG
This is a messenger RNA of Talaromyces amestolkiae, 846 nucleotides long. RefSeq lists its product as uncharacterized. Lineage: Eukaryota; Fungi; Ascomycota; Eurotiomycetes; Eurotiales; Trichocomaceae. The record is from RefSeq and is a predicted model, not a curated record. The transcript has 2 exons. The coding region runs from base 1 to 846 and encodes 281 amino acids.